Lates calcarifer (barramundi perch) is the source of this 5854-nucleotide messenger RNA. RefSeq names its product protein FAM222B. The record is from RefSeq and is a predicted model, not a curated record. Lineage: Eukaryota; Metazoa; Chordata; Actinopteri; Centropomidae. The transcript has 3 exons. The coding region runs from base 203 to 2326 and encodes 707 amino acids.
GUCCUUUCUGUUUGCGCAUGCUCGACAAAUGUAGCUGCCGUAGCCAGACAGCAGCACGGAGAGCCGAGACACCGGGGAGGGUCUCUGCAUUUUAACAACAAAACCAACGUUAUAUCUCCACAAAAUGAAGUUUCCUUACUCAUAGAUUCGUGAGGAUAUGGUGAGGAGAAGGUGUCCCAUGCUGCAUUAGUGGAAUAGUGACAUGCUGGCCUGUCUGCCAGCAUCAGGUGACCCUACCAUCAGACUUCUCUCCCGCACGCAGAUGAACACUGGACUUCAGAAAUGGGAAACUACACAGAAGAUGAGAUCUGCCAGCUAUCCAACCCCAGCAGAGUUGGAUGCCUAUGCUAAGAAAGUUGCCAACAACCCUCUGACCAUCCAGAUCUUCCCCAACAGUGUCAAAGUACCUCAAAGGAAGCACAUUCGACGCACAGUCAACGGGCUUGACACAUCCUCGUCCAGCCAGCGCCACAGUCCCUACCCCUCUCAGGUCAGCGCCAGUGGGGGCCUGCUGGCUGUCCUCCGUGCGCCUGCCAAAGGUGUCAUCAAAGAGUCAGACGGCAGCCGGGCCCGACAGCUUCAUAAGGCCAUCAUGAACCCUCACAGUGGGCCGUACGCCACUCAAAGCACUUUAAAUCUUCCUCAGCCCGCGCCUCACCUACAGGGCCCGUCUCAGCCUGCGGUUCAGGCUGCCCAGAAGCAGGGCAUGGUUCACCCACAGGCGCUACAGCAGCAGCAAAGCAUGACUCACCCAAUGACUUUACAGCAGCCUCAAACUAUGCCUCACCCGCAGGCUUUACAACAAAGGAACAUGGCUCAUUCACAGGCUCUGCAGCGGCAGCAGAGCCUGUCCCAGGUUCAGACUCCACAGCAGCAGAGAUUGGCUCAUCCACAAGGCAUACAGAGGCAGCAGAGUCUGCCUCACACCCAGGCCCUACAGCAACAGCAGAGCCAGUCUUGUCCAUCAGUCGUACCACAGCAGCAUCUUUCUCACCUUCAGACACUAAAGCAUCAGACGGCUCCUCCGCAAGCUUUACUUACACAACAGGGAGUGACUCAGGAUCUGCGCCACAUAUCUGAUGGAGCUCAGCUUCCGAGCCUGCAGCACACCCAGGGGCUCGUUGGCUCACAGCCCCUUCCCCAGGCUGUGGGUGCAGGACCCCCUGCCAUGUCUAAUAGCCUCCAGCAGCCCCCACCAGGGGCGUACGGGCCCCGGAAGCUCCCUGAUGCAGAUGCCCCACCAAAUGUAACUGUAUCUACCUCCACCAUCCCACUGUCCAUGGCAGCCAGCUUGCAUCAGAACCGACCCGGUGACCUGAGCAGCAUUGUGCACCAAAUCAACCAGUUGUGCCAGGCACGGGCUGGCAUGGGCACCACCUCAGUCUGUGAGGGCCAGAUCGCAAACCCCAGCCCCAUCAGCCGCAACCUGCUGAUCAACGCCAGCUCAAGGGUGUCCUCUCACCACCCGGCUCUGGGCUCUGUGCCCAGCUGCCUCAUGGUGGGACCCCCAGACAAAGCUUCAGCUCAGACUCCCAAUGCUGCUCUCCAUUCACAGCCCAAUAUAGCUGCUACUAAUAGUAUACCUGCCUUUCACACAGACCCCGAGAAGGUACAGCUGCAGCAACAGCAGCAGCUUCAGCACCAUUUACAUCAGCAGAAACAACAGCAGCAACAGCAGUUGCAGCAGCAGCAGCAACAUUUACAACAACUACAGCAGCUGCAGCUGCAGCAGCAGCAGCAACAGCAACAACAACAACGCUCCUGGGCCCAGCAUCAGCUGGCCCACAUGCAGCAGCCCCCUGAGGGGGCCCAUCCCUGCAAAAACCCAAGGAUGGAGGCUCCAACUGAGUGUACUUUCCCCUCCCGAAACCUCAACUAUCCCCACAAGCUACCAAACACUGCACAGUCCUUUCCUCUAAAACACCCUGCAGAAAAACCUCGACCUUCAUCCCCUGUUAACUGCCCAGUAGGUUCUAUGCCUUACAUUAAUAGCCACUACAUGCAGCCACCGUGGGGCAGCAUUUCAGCCACAGCAGGUAACAAUGGAUCCGGCCCUCAGGACCUCCCAGUGGCUUUCCAGGGAGGGCAGGCUGCUUCCUCCACAGACCGCAUCCCAGGGGCAAAGUACAGGCCAGGGAAAGAGGGGCCUAGCAGUCAAUCAAAGUUGAUGCAGAAUGUGGAUUUCUUAGGAGGGGACUUCCAGAUGCCCAGCUUUCAGGAGCAGAACUUGGAUGUGAUGGAGAAGAUGCACAGGUCGGCCAUGGGCCAAGUUCAGGAGCCCAGCAGUGGCGGAGCUGUCCACACUCAUCACCCAGGCUACCGUUAAAGCGCGUGCUUAUCCCCUCUUGGUGUUUUGAGUUUUGUCUCAGCCGCUACUUUUAGCUUCUGUGGUUUAUUCUUUAAGAUCUUGCAAGUGAUCAAUUACAUUUUAUUGCUUCAGAGCUUGAUUUAUAGACCCACCAGGUUGUGAUGUUUCAAAGUAUUCCUCAGGUCUUAAGCCAUGUCGUACCUUUGUUGCAGAUGAAGGGUUUUUGAGAUUGUUGUCCACAGUUGAGUAGAAUUUCUCUUUUCAUCACUGGCAUGGAUGUGCUGCUCUUUGUUCAUGUAUAUAUGGCAUUCUAUAAUAUUCAUUUGCAGCUGAGAAUAUACUUGCCAUAUGAUUGUCACAGUGCUUCUCUUAGGUUGACAUGGAACAACUCAACUUUUUUCAGCAUUUGUGGCCUUACAACUGCCCAAAGGCAAGAUUUAGGAUGUCCUUGUGUAUUGUUUUUAUUUGCAGUUAUUUAUCCUUUUAACAGGUUUGUGAUCCAUUUAAAUAAGAAGGUUACAUGUAUAUGCAAUUAAUAAGACUGUUGAUAAGGUGUUUGUCCCAGAUGCUCCCUCUUGUAGUUGAGGUGUACACUGUUAAAGGGCCCAAAGUGAGAGCCACGACUCAACUUGGCUUCCAAACUGCGCUGUGAGUGGUCCAGGUAGUUUUUGCAUGGGUGAUCACAGUGUGUAAAAAUGGCUAACUUUCACUGUUGAGCAGAGUUUCAGUUAAAAAUGAGACAAACCCAGCACUAGCAAAAACUGUAACAUUCUCCAUCUCUGAGAUUUACUUAGUUUCUCAAGUUGCAACUAGGUUUCUCUCAUGUUUGGAAAGUUUAAAGUGCCCUCUUGUGUGUAAUAUUUCAAUAUUUGCUUUUGAAGUAGUUCUUCUUUUUAUUACAGUUUUUGUUGUAUUUCUGUAGAUGGUCCUACUUGAACUGUAGAAAUUACGUUUAAAUGUUAUGGUUAACAUUUGGCAAAAGGAGCAGAAACUCCAUUAGCCCCUAUUUGUCUAUAGCUAAUGUGAAACAGAAUGGCAUCCCAUUAUUAUUAAAAUGGUUUAUGUAUGUUAGUAUGUGAAAAGCAAAUUGAUCACUUGCAAGCAUGCAAGUACUUCAAAUAAUGCAAGCUGGGAAAAUGCUUCAUUUCCCCUCUAACACAUUUCCUCACCACUUUACUACUGUAAUGCAAGUGAACUGAUGUGGUGUGGACAUUAUCUGUGUGGCUUGUGGUGGGCUGUUCAUCUACUAAUCACUGGCCUUACCCUGUGUCGUAAUUCUGCUACCUAUAAAGAAACAAGUUGGAACAUUUACUGCAGGUUAUGUUUUGCUAGAUGUAUCUAGCACAAAGCUCUGGACCCAUUUCCUCCUCUAGUCCUUUUUUCGGGUUGAUGUUGUCCGGGCACAUGUUGCUCUGCUAUCCUCAAGCCUUCUGGAAAAAGCCUUAAAUGUCACAGUAGUUAUCCUCUACUUAAUACUUACCUUAACUGACUUUCUUUGCCAGGAUCCCAACUUAAGUGUGGCUUCAUUGUGAGAAGGAGUAAGUUAUUUCUUUCUUUUCCCUGAGCUUUGGUUCAUUUGGAAACUGUACUGUCAGAUCAUUGGGCAUUGUUAAUAUGGGUAGGCAGUGGGUAUGGAUGAUAUUACUGCAGGUUUUGCAGCUGAAAUAUUAAGGUAAUAUUGCUACUCAUACCUGUUGAUAAAUCACCCAUCCUACGGUCUCAAAUCUUGCCUAUCUAUCAUGAAUUUAAGAUGAUUUUAAGAGUAAAAUAUGAAUAGUAUUUAGCAGAAUUAAUAGGUAUGUAGAACAGGGCUGUAGCAGUUAUUUUAAAGUAUUUGGACUGUGUUUUAGUUGUUAUACUUAAUAAAUAUCCUGAUAUAGUUUCUUAAUUUAUUUUUUGGACCACUGCAUCCUGAAGCCAUAGGUGAUUUCACAUUAGGUGCCAUAGGUGACACAUAUUGACACAGACGGUGUAAACAGAUUGUCUGCACUCAGAGGCAAAUAAGGGGUUUGCAUCUACGCUUUAACCUGAUGUCUUUCACAAUGCCGAGCAUUUUUCCCUCUCUGAAUCGUUCUCAGAACACAGUACAGGUCAAAAGAGAGAAAGAAUGGCGAGAUGAUGUGUCAUCUUCUGAGAAAGACAGCUGAGAUGCAAGCCGUACCUUUUCUGGAUUUUGGUCUUCAUACUUGAUGGCAGUUUAUUUUUUUUCCUGGCUCUCAUUUUUGAUGUGCCUGCCCCUCGAAGCUGCUAUUGAAUUUAAUCUUUACACACACUAGUAUGAUUUGUGUGUGCGUGUGUGUGACUAAUAAUGACGUAUGGGCUGUAUCAGUGAAAAUAGGUUCCUAUUUAUGGGAUGGGUGAAGGAAGGGUGAAAAUUGCCACCACUCUAAUGCUGGUGAAUUGGCUAAUGGCUGUCUAUUCUACCAGCCAUAUUUGGAGACGAUACUAAAUACAUAAUACCUGACCAGUGUUCAAAGUGGUAAAGUGAUUUUCAGGAGUCUGUCCCACUGUGGCCUAAAGACAGACACCUUCCAGGCCUGUUUGAGUUUCUUAACUUCAAAUCAACAGUCACUGAGUGAAAACACUAAACAAUUUGACCUGUCCUGUUAAUUUUGAACUGCCUCGUUACAGCCCAACAUAGUCAGGUUCUACAGUUUCAUAUGAAGUGCCUCCACUGGGCUUAGUAUGGAGAAACGUGUGAAUGGAUGCUUGCGACUUGCGUGUGUGUAUGUUAAGCUUGGGUACUUGCACACAGGUGUGCACGAAGUUAAUCUUUGAUGGGGGACCAAGCUACUUAGUGUAACUACUGAUACUGUGUCAUGGACUGAAGUCCUGAAGUGUGCCACGAUUCCUAGACACUGUCGGGAUGUGUGAACUGUUUGCUGCUGACUCACUGACCAAAGUGACCAAGCGUCCCUCUCUGUAACCACCCCGGCCAAAAACUUUGGCAAGCUUGUAGUGGGAACUUGUCAUGUUCUAACAGUAAUAAGCAACAACCUGGUGACAUAAAGCAGAGCUGCUGCCCUCAUUUGGAUGGUUUAAGAAAAUCUUGUGAAGUAAAAGUGUAAAGAUGUGAACAGAGCAUUAAAAAAAAAUCUAGAGUGAGUGGUUCCUGUCUGCACAGUACACCCCGAUGUUUUUCUCCAAGCAAGAUUCAGAUAUUGUUGUUCUAACCGGAGCUUAAUCUGUGUUUUGUGGUUCCAUUUCACAAUAUUAUUACCAUGUAGAAAUCUUGUCACCCACAGUACAUGUCAAUAUGCACUGUAAGAAUCUAAUCAACGUAAGCACAUUGCAGCUCAUGUUAGUUGACACAGAUGGCAAUAUUUAUUGGGGCCACAGGUAUGUAACAACUCUCUCUAGAUUUCUUUUUUACUCCAGUUAAUGAUUAUCUUUGAUUUUCAAAGAUACAUCAAGUGAACGGUGGUGGAGGGGGGCUUACUUUCUCUACUUUGUGAAAAUGUGAUAUUCCAGUUUUGCCUAACCUUCAGGAAUAAAAUGUCUUGCACAAACAUUCCCCCUAACCAAAAUAAAGUUUGCAAACACAAA